AUGGACGAUGACGCGGUUGUCAAAGCCACGAAGAGCAAAGUAGAUGCGGCCAAUAAAGUCCGAGACAAUUACGUUCAACUCGCGGAAAAAAUGGAACAAGUUAAAAAUCAAGUUGCCAAAAUGGAGCGGAAAUACGACGAAUUGUAUCAAUCGGUGAAAGCCAAAGAACACGGGUCUUCUCGGAGUCGGGGUAACGUGUCCGAUAGCGGAUCACAAGAGGAUAAUAAAAAUCAGAGGGAAAGCAUCGACGACAUAACAAUCGCUUUGCCUAAAAACAGACUACAACAACAACAACAACAACAACCCUCGGACGAUUCGAACGCUCAACAAUCUUCGGCGACGCAAAAAGAAAAAACGGAUUCGAGUCAAAAACAACAAAACGUCGAUUAUGAAAAAAUGGAAGACAAUCCUUUUUUGAUAUCAGGCUACUGUGAGGUGAAAAUGUCGACCCCGGAAAAUGAUAAAUAA
Messenger RNA from Pediculus humanus corporis (human body louse), 468 nucleotides. RefSeq lists its product as uncharacterized. Bases 1 to 468 code for a protein of 155 amino acids. NCBI's taxonomy places the organism in Eukaryota, Metazoa, Arthropoda, Insecta, Psocodea, Pediculidae. The record is from RefSeq and is a predicted model, not a curated record. The transcript is spliced from 3 exons.